Messenger RNA from Selaginella moellendorffii, 1100 nucleotides. RefSeq names its product pyridoxal kinase. The record is from RefSeq and is a predicted model, not a curated record. Bases 137 to 1039 code for a protein of 300 amino acids. Gene Ontology annotation, biological process: pyridoxal 5'-phosphate salvage. NCBI's taxonomy places the organism in Eukaryota, Viridiplantae, Streptophyta, Lycopodiopsida, Selaginellales, Selaginellaceae. The transcript has 12 exons. Gene Ontology annotation, cellular component: cytosol. Gene Ontology annotation, molecular function: pyridoxal kinase activity.
AGCGGCGGGGGCUUCAAGUCAGCCAUGAGCCCAUACGAGACAGCGUCGUCCCUCCCUUGGCACACCCGCCCUAACACCAAUAAACUAGCAAAAGCCCUAAACUCUUCUAGGGCUUAUAGCAGUGUUGUUUUGUCCCAUGGCGCCGCUGUCGGGACAUGGCGCGCGCGUCCUCAGCAUCCAAUCCCACACCGUGCAUGGAUACGUUGGAAAUAAAUCGGCGGUCUUUCCCUUGCAGCUCCUGGGAUUCGAUGUUGAUCCGAUCAACUCCGUACAGUUCUCCAAUCACACGGGAUAUCCAGUGUGGCGCGGCCAAGUUUUGGACGGGGACCAGCUCUGGGCUCUCAUCGAAGGACUAGAAGCGAAUAACUUGCUCUUUUACACGCAUCUCUUGACCGGCUACAUCGGAUCGGCUUCGUUCCUGAGAACCGUUCACAGGGUCAUCGAGAAGCUGAGGUCCGUGAAUCCCAAUCUCGUUUACGUUUGUGAUCCUGUCAUGGGUGAUGAAGGGAGGCUGUACGUCGCUCCUGAGCUAGUCCCGCUGUUUAGAGAUCUGAUCGUUCCUGUAGCAACUAUGCUGACACCGAACCAAUUCGAAGCAGAGCGGCUGACUGGCCGCAGCAUACGUACGACACAUGAUGCGAGGCAAGCCUGCAGAGAUCUCCAUGGCGCCGGGCCGUCAAAGGUGGUGAUCACCAGCAUGGACGCGGACGAGAAGCUAUUGCUUGUUGGAAGUCAUAAGAAGGGCGAGUCGUUCAGACAGUUUCAGAUCUCCAUACCGAAACUUCCCAUGUACUUUACGGGGACGGGGGACCUGAUGACCUCAUUGCUUCUCGGCUGGAGCCAUAGAUAUCCGGAUAGUCUUGAAACUGCAGCAGAGUUGGCUGUCUCGAGCCUCCAGGCCGUUCUGCACAAAACUCUGUCUGUUUACAAGGAGGAAGGCGUGCAAGUGAAGGCAAAGCAGCCGGAGCUGCAGCUAGUCCAGAGCCAAGAGGAAAUCAAGUCACCUACAACCAGAUUUGUUGCGGAAAUUCUAGCAUGACCGGAACACGCAACAGCAAGCGCAUUAUAGCAAAUAACAAGUUUACAAGCGAGCUUUGAUC